AUGGACCUCCGAAGGGCAGAAUGGAUCAAUGUUUCUGAUCUCCCGCCCCUUUUUCGCGAUGAAAUUCUGGGAUCAGCUGCAUACGUCACAAAGCGGUACUUUCGUUCUGCAAAGGGUGGUCAACUUGAUCCAGUAAAUGUGAAGCUGCCGAUGCCUUUUGUCGUGGCUAUCACAGGGACAGGCCAAAGAGGAAUUGGGGUUUCAAUUGCGCUCUCUUAUGCACAGGCUGGAGCAUCUGGGAUUUUACUGAGUUCACGCUCUGAAGCGAGCGCGAAGAGCGUUGCAGAACAGGUCAAAGCCAUCAAUCCAAGUUGCCGAGUGGAAUAUGAAGCUUGUGAUGUGUCUAAAGAGGAAGAUGUGAUUCGAUUGGCCUCUCGCUGCAGAUCGUCAUUUGGUCGACUAGAUGUUGCUGUCUUCAACCAAUGCGAACCACUACGAUACGAAAAGGAUACGGACGGGAAUCCCAUCUCCCCCUCCGGAAUUUGUGAUGAACUCGAGGAAGAGAGAAUGAAAGCUUGGGCUACUAAUUACCAUGGUACCUAUUCCGCUAUCAAAAAGUUCCUUCCUCUAAUUCAACAAUCUACCAAUGGGCCUCAAACAAUGAUUAUAUUGUCUUCAUUAGCGGCAAACUAUCCCUAUUCGACCUUGGGUUCACCGUCUUAUAAUAUGAGCAAACUUGCAUUGAACCGCCUAGCUGAGUAUGUUGAUGCAGAAUUCAAAUCAGAUGUGGUUUGCAUUGCUGUUCACCCGGGAGCUAUCAAGACAAAUGACGAGACUGUACCGUGGGAUGAUGUUUUGCUCGACGACAUCAGUUUGCCUGGUGGGUUCUGUGUAUGGCUUACAAAGACAAAGCGUGCGUGGCUAUCGGGCCGCUUUCUAGUCUCGGGAUGGGACGUUGCUGAGCUAGAGAGCCAGAGGGAAAUAAUUGUGGCGGAGGACAAAUUCAAAUUUAGAUUGAAGAUAUAG
This is a messenger RNA of Penicillium verrucosum, 966 nucleotides long. Its product is annotated as SDR family NAD(P)-dependent oxidoreductase. NCBI's taxonomy places the organism in Eukaryota, Fungi, Ascomycota, Eurotiomycetes, Eurotiales, Aspergillaceae. The transcript has 2 exons. The record is from RefSeq and is a predicted model, not a curated record. Gene Ontology annotation, molecular function: oxidoreductase activity, acting on NAD(P)H, oxygen as acceptor. Bases 1 to 966 code for a protein of 321 amino acids. Gene Ontology annotation, cellular component: intracellular anatomical structure.